GAAUCAUAUAUAAACCCUCUUGACAUGUUAGGCCGGAAAAACAGACCAGACCGUUAGAAAAAUCGUGGUCCAAACCGUACCGUACAGUUUGGUUCGGACCGUAGACUGUUAGGUAUGGUAUGGUCUGGUUUAGACCGCGGUUUACCGGACCAAACCGUGGACCAAACCGACUUGUCAAUACGUGUUAACAGCCUAUUUGACCACUCUCGCCCAACUCCCACAACGACACCCAAGUCUCAACCUUAAUUUUGUGAAUCUCGUCUCUCUUUCAUUCACGCAACCACAUUUAACCAGAGAGUAGAGAUAAUCAUGCCUCGAUAUGACAUUAUGUUAAUGUUUUAUGACGUUAUGGUGCAAGUUGGGAUGCUUUUACUUCAAAUUUUUGUUUAUGUACUAAGAAUUAGAGUACCAAAAUUAUUCAUGCAUGUUAGGAUUAAUGUUUUAAGGCAAAUAACAAUGAUUUUUCUUGGUUAUUAGUUCAAUUUAUUUGUGUGGUUGACUAAACAAAUUGUUCAUUUUUCGUUGAGUGUGGUCUAUCUAGACCAGACCAGACCAGAUCAGACAGAACCAAACCGCACAGGCGUGGUCUGGACUGAACCGUAUAGUCUGUGGUCUAUACUUCAGUCUCUCGAUCUGGACCAUAAACCGUAUAUAACAUACCAGACCGCACCAAUUCCCCGCCCUAAUUUCAAGGUGGAAUGAUUCAUACCGGAGAUGAUAAAACGCUAAAUUUUAUACGUGCUGCUGCGGUUUUGAAUUUUGUACCCUUUACUUUUUCCCUUUCCCUAAUAUAAAAAACCAACUCAUAAAAACAAAAAAAGUUGAUACCAACUCCAAUUAACUGGCUUAAGCUAGCUACCAAAUACUCGAACACUGUAGUGCUUCCUCGUUCUGUACUCCACCUCUACCUGCUCAAUGUUGAUAUGAAUAAAUAAACAAACUCUUCGUACUUAGCAAUAAUAUAUACUAAUUAAGUAAUUAACCAACCCCAUUAAACCAUAAUCAGUUCAGAGUUUCGCCAAAAUAAAUAGAUCCCGUCCGUGACCGUGGGUGAACGCCGACCAGCAAAAUGGCACGACGACAGUACUCAUCCUCCUCCUCCUCGACGUCGCCGUUCUCAUUAGUAGUCUUCAUAAUGUUCAGUAUUCUGGCGUCGACGCAGCAGCCGGCGGCGGCGGCGGCUUCUCUGAAAGUGGGGUUCUACAAGUCCUCCUGUCCCUCCGUCGAAGCGGUCGUCCGAAGAGCUGUGACCAGAGCCGUUUCUCGAGAUCCGGGCCUCGGCGCCGGCAUUAUCCGGAUGCACUUCCACGACUGCUUCGUCAGGGGCUGCGACGGGUCGGUCCUACUGAAAUCCGAACCGGGCGGGAAAAAAACCGAGCGGGACCACCCGGCCAACAACCCGACCCUGCGGGGGUUCGAACCGAUCGACGAGGCGAAAUCGAACCUGGAAUCGAUCUGCCCGAACACCGUCUCCUGCGCCGACAUCCUGGCCUUCGCCGCCCGCGACAGCUCCUUCCACCUCGGCCGCAUCACUUACGCCGUCCCCGCCGGCCGCCGCGACGGCCGGAUCUCCCUCUUCGACGAUAUCCCCGCGAACCUCCCGCCGCCGAGCUUCACCGCCGCCCAGCUGGCGGCCAGCUUCGCGCGCAAGGGUCUGACGGCGGACGACAUGGUGGCCCUCUCGGGGGCCCACUCGAUCGGCGUGGCCCACUGCUCCUCGUUCUCCGCGCGGCUCUACUCCUUCAACGCCACCCACGCGCAGGACCCGUUGCUGGACGGCGCGUACGCGGCCGAGCUGAAGCGGAGGUGUCCCGUUGGUGGUGGUGGUGACGUGGCGGUGGGGCUCGAUGCGACGCCGGAUCGGUUGGAUGGUAAUUAUUACGGGGAGCUGAGGAAGGGGAGGGGGUUGCUGAGUUCCGACCAGACGCUGAUGGAGAGCGCGCUGACGAAGAAGCGCGUGGUGGGGUUCGCGAGUGGUGGGAAAGGUGGUGGCGCGUGGGCUGGGAAGUUUGCUAAGGCGAUGGUGAAGAUGGGGGCGAUUGAGGUUCUGACGGGGAGUCGUGGCGAGAUUCGGAAACGGUGUGAUUUUGUCAAUUGAAUGAAUUUUGUUGGUUUGACCGGAGGUCGGGUUCAGUACUUUGAUCCUUUUGUUUGUAACGGUGUGCAUGCAAAUCCCAACUUAAAUUACGAUGCAAUAAUGUGUGCUUCGUUUACAAGCAGGGUGGCAUUUCGGUUAUUUCGGUUAUAACCAAUCGGUCGGUUAUUGGUUAAUCGAAAUAAUCACUCCUCCUACCGAAAACUGCCCGAAAUAAGCUUGGUUUCUCGGUUAUCUCAGUUAUCGGUUAACCGACCCACUUUUAAGACACAAAAAUAUUUCUAGCCUCCGAUAACCGACCGAAGUUCGGUUACUUCGAUUACCGGUUAGUGAAUAACUGGCCGGUUAUCAGUUUACCCGGCCGGUUAACCGGUGACCGGUAACCGAACUGCCACCCCUAAUUACAAGGCGUAGUCAUAAUUUCGUGUAAUUUGGGAAUAUUUCCAACAAAUAAAACGUCGAACAAAGUAAACCAAUAUGGAAAAUCACCGUACCUUUAGUCCUCGGUACGUAGUGAAGUGGUUAAGUACCAUCGAAUAGUCUUCUCUUAUCAAUUUGAGUUCUAUGAUCGUGCACUUAAAUAAAACACUAACUAGAUUAGUAUAUCAUGCCACUUCUUUAUCGUCAUAAACCAAGUGAUCUCAAUAAAUCAGUCUAGUGUCAUGUAUUUAUACAAUUUUAUUUUCUAUUUAAUUAAACGAGUUCAUUACAAGUGAUCCAAAUUAAAAAGGCCCAACACGUCUUAUAUUUGUAUGAGGAUAGAUAGAUGCAUGAUACUAACCUAGUUAGUGUUUUAUGGGAGUUCCAGCUAAACUAGGAAAUAAAGAAUUUUGAGGUUGUGGUCUUCAAUAUACGAAGGUCGAAACUCAUCUUCUCUUCUCACCAUAUCAGAAAGAUUAGAAAUAUAUUUUAUAUGAGAUCCGAGAUGAUCGACUUGGUUGGGGAAGGUUACAACACCUCUCAAAGUGUGUUCUAGGGUACCAUCCGAUCACCGAUCUGUCUUUAAAGUUUCACAUAAAGUUAAUGGGAAGAAGUCAACACGAAAUUAAGCGGGGUGGGUACCUUAAUAUCCAUGUCCCGUCCCACGCCACUGCGGGUAAUACCCACACGGGUAUGGGGCGGGACGGGUCGACCCACUAUUAAAUGUUAUUUGACAUAAUACACACAUAAUUUUACUGUUACUAUAAAACAAACGGAAAAACAUUUUAUGAAUGAAAAAUAGUGAUAAUAAAAAUGGAUAGUUGAGCCUAACUAGUUGAAAGAUCAACUCUAAUUAUUUGAAGAAAGUCAAAUAUAGGAAAAAUAUGAAUAGAUAUUUUAAGAAAUUGAGAUAGAAUAGUUAAAGCAAAGAACAAAGUGGGGCGAAACGGGACACGUAAGAAGUAGAUACUCGUGUUCCGUCCUAUUGCGAACCAGGUCGAGCAAUACCCGAAAUGACGGUUUCAAUCAUCCCUAUCGUUAACCCCCUAACACUACAAUAAAAGAGUGAUUUAGUAACAAUUAUUUUUACCAUUAACCCAGAAUACCUUUCGUUUUCCAAGUUUUUUGAAGUCAACUACUAUGUUUCAGAUGUUUGAUAAAAAAAAAAAAAAACUACUAUGUUUCAGGGUUGAACAAAAGUCAGAUUUUUAUUAUUUUAAUGCGUGUGUUUGUGCUGGUUCGCGGUAUAACGCGCCCGAUUUAGUGCGCAUAAUUAUGUUUUGAACAAUAGUAAAUUGUGGCAUUAAUU
Messenger RNA from Linum trigynum, 3824 nucleotides. NCBI's taxonomy places the organism in Eukaryota, Viridiplantae, Streptophyta, Magnoliopsida, Malpighiales, Linaceae. The record is from the annotation of a GenBank genome assembly.